AACAGAAGAUACACAAUCAUGGAGAAGACUGCUGACGAACAGAUGUCCAGAAAACAGUCAUCCACACCGUUCUCAAGCAGGACUGUUUCUAAACAAGCUGGUUGUUCACAGAGUGCUGUAUCUAAAGAUUUUCACGGAUUAUUGAAUGGAUGGGAAACCCUCCACGCCCACACAGAUGAAUUUUGGAGUCACAUUCCUCAUUAAAACCACUCCUGAACCAGAGAUGUCGUCAGAAGCAUCUUAUCUGGUCUAAGGAAAUAACACUGCUGCUCCUUUAUCCAUAUCAUGCGUUUUUUUUUGGGUUUUUUUUUAGAUUAAAGUAAAUGUUACAUAUCAUAAAAAAGUCCCAAAGUCUGGAAGAAGAGUCAACAUUGCUUGAAGUUUUAAGCUGUGAUGUUUCUCCACCAUGUAGCAGGAGCUUCUGGAGCACGCCAUGCUGCCCUCUGCUGUCAUUCUGGAUGGAGAUGCUGCUUUUAUUUAUUUAACUAUGAUGAUACUGUGCUUGUGUGGCCAUCCAAUUCCUCUGACAGGUACCUGCAAGAAAAUCUGUAAUGCUAUCAUUCUAGUUUUUAAAAUGUUUUAGUAUUAUUGUUUUUUUUUCUAUGAAGAUUACAUAAAUGAAUUAUGCCCCACAUCAGAGAAGAAAAAAUAAUGUGGCCCUCACAAGAAAAACUCCCUGGCCCUGGUUUAGAGAAAGAGAAAUGCUGCCUAUGACCCCCAAAACACCAUCCCCACUGUCAAGCAUGGAGGUGGAAGUAUUAUACGAGCUUGGAGGAGCAGCCCCUCGCGGAGGGUGAGGGGGCGUGUUUGUGUACACACUACCAGCUAUAUGUUUGUGUCUCAAAGCUGGCAGUGCUGCGUUCACGGUGUUUUUAUAUCUCACGGGCUGACGGUGGUGCGUUCACUGUCUAUUUAAAUCCUCGUGAAAGCGGAAGCUCGGCUUGGCCUGCGUUGUCAGCUGACUGGGAGCUUUACGCUAGCAGAGCAGCAAACGGGUCUGCAGCUGCUGCUGGAUCCAGAUUUUUACCCGAAAAAAAAGGAAAUGUGUGUUCGGACAUGAGACGCCACCGGAAGCACUCCUUACCAGAGGAAAGCAGGAGGUGUUAGCGAUUCAUAUAUUUUUUUAAACACGCAUUCAUCACCUCCAACGCCUGGACGCCCUCACGGCUUCAUCUGCUGUAACCAUGACAACAGGGAGGUGUUUCCACCUGCCCGGCUCUCUUUGUGACUGUGCCAACAGCACAGGUCUGUGGAAGGGCGUGGAGGACGGGGGCGCCGACGGGUGCCAGGCGCACUAUGUGACCCAGGUCACGGCCAUAGACGGUCGGUUGCUGUCCUCUGUGCUCAAGCCAGUCAGUGUGCAAAGCGAUGGCUCCAUCUGUCGGAUUUGCCACGAGGGAGGUGGCAACGAGGAUCUGCUGUCGCCGUGCGAUUGCACAGGAACGCAGGGCGCGGUGCACAAGAGCUGCUUGGAGAAGUGGCUGUCGUCUUCCAACACCAGCUACUGUGAGCUUUGCCACACAGAGUUCUGCAUCCAGCGACAGCAGCGGCCGCUAACAGAGUGGCUGCAGGAGCCCGGUCCUCGUAACGAGAAGAGGACUCUGUUCUGGGACAUGGUGUGUUUCCUGUUUAUCACGCCCCUAGCAGCCAUCUCCGGCUGGCUGUGCCUGAGGGGCGCUCAGGACCAUCUCCAGCUGGGGAAAUGGCUGCAGGCUACUGGUCUCAUUGCUCUCACCAUCGCCCUCUUUACCAUUUAUAUUCUCUGGACACUGGUUUCGUUCCGCUACCACUGUCAGCUGUACUCUGAGUGGAGGAAAACGAAUCAGAGAGUAUGCCUUCUCAUUCCUGAAGCCAAGGAGGCAAACUUUUCCCAGCAUUCUUUGCUCUCAAAUGAACUGCUGAAAAAGUCGAGCAGUGAAAACAUCGUAUGAGCUCCCACUCCAACAUGUUUCCUGUUCCCUGUGUCUUUUCUGUUGCUGCCUGUCAGUAAAUCUUGUGAGGCUGAGUGAGUCCACCGUCCUCAUGCUGGCUGUUGACCACAAUUAUGCAAAAAAGGCGCUUCGCCGUAGCGGGGCGGACAGAUGUACUCCGCCAUCCUCUCCUUAUUAUGCAUUCUGGGAGGAGGCUCUAAACCCUCAGCAGAGUUUACAGGAACGACCACUGCAGAGACUGAACACUGUGGACAGGUCUGCACAGUGCAUGAAGAGCUGUGUGCCAACAUGCAACAUUUCCAAAUGCAAACUGCACUUUCAUUGAUACUGGGGACUGUUGUUUCAACUGGAAUUUCUAUCGUAAGAAGGAUUUCCAUGAGUCCUCGGGAAGGUUUUUGUACAAAACAGCAGUUUACAAGUCAGCUUGUAAAGGAACAUUUCUUGCAAUGUGUAUUUUUGCCUGCAAAACUGCUUAUUUAUAGCUUUUCAAUUGUUCAUUUUACUGAAGUUUUGUUUGCAUUUUUUUUUUUCGUUUAAACCCCUCUUUGGGUUUGAGGAAGGACCGGUUCCUUCUACUUGUUGCAGCUUCUGCUCACUCAUCAGAAGUUUUUGGUCCAAUUAUUUUAUGAAGUUUGGCAUUUGAGACGGUUAAUACAGUUUACACAGAAAAAAAGAAGACUUUCCCAAAUAUUAAUUUUAAAAAAUUGUCUGUGUUUUUGACAAAUGAAUUAGGAAUAAAGGCUGUUAUAUGGUACUUGCAUUGAAUUGAACCUUUAUGUUCUUUCAUUUUAUAGCUUUUUUUUAUAAUGAUGCUGUUAUAAUUUUUUUUUAAUUCAGUUUAAAUGUAAAUACUAAUGACGCACGGAGAAAAAAACUCUUUUUGUGUUAAAUAUAGUUUUAGAAAAGUCAAACUUACACUUUUUUUCCGUCCUUUUAGUUUCACAGAUGCUAGGGGAGCGUUGUUUUGUGAGGAGGAUGUAUUAUGGUGCAGAAAAUGAGCAGCAGACAGAUGGUGAUAUUUUUGCCCCAGCGUGGUUGUUGACAGCGACAUUAUCAGAGGAUCUGUCGGCGCUGAGGCGCUGUCCUCUUGUUUACACGACUCGUGUCCUGUGUCUGUCUGACUAGUGCUCUGGGUUGGACGUUACACAAACAUUUGUUUGUGUUUUUGACUGAUCUCCGAAUGAGGGAUUAUCUGCAGCUGGUUGAGUGCUCUUCCUGCCUCAGUCAUUUGCAUGGUGUUUAGGCUUCGUCUUGUAUGAUCGGUGGGGGGCAUCGCAAAGCUGUUUUAAAUUAUUUUCACUCUGCAAUUUUUUUUGCUAAUAUUUGAAACUAUUUUAAAAAAGUAAGCAUCAUCUCUUUUGAAAUCUAAUAGAAAUUGCUGCACUAUUUCUAUUUUCUUUGUGAUGUUUUUUUCUUAAGAGGCAGCAGUGUUGAUGCUAUCAGGUAAAAUGUCUGCUGCUUCUUUUGUUUUUAGUCCUCACAAGAUUCUAAUGUUUUAUUUAAAAAAAAGCACGUUUUGACCAGAAAGAACUCUGCCACCUACAAUCAGCCAAGAAGUGUUUGCAAAGCCAAUAAAAGCUUUAGACUUCC
Oryzias melastigma (Indian medaka) is the source of this 3521-nucleotide messenger RNA. RefSeq names its product E3 ubiquitin-protein ligase MARCHF2. Lineage: Eukaryota; Metazoa; Chordata; Actinopteri; Beloniformes; Adrianichthyidae. The record is from RefSeq and is a predicted model, not a curated record. Gene Ontology annotation, biological process: protein ubiquitination. Gene Ontology annotation, molecular function: zinc ion binding; ubiquitin-protein transferase activity. The transcript has 5 exons. Bases 1185 to 1931 code for a protein of 248 amino acids.